Messenger RNA from Homalodisca vitripennis (glassy-winged sharpshooter), 6216 nucleotides. RefSeq names its product very low-density lipoprotein receptor-like. Bases 85 to 2853 code for a protein of 922 amino acids. Gene Ontology annotation, molecular function: protein binding; calcium ion binding. NCBI's taxonomy places the organism in Eukaryota, Metazoa, Arthropoda, Insecta, Hemiptera, Cicadellidae. The transcript is spliced from 17 exons. The record is from RefSeq and is a predicted model, not a curated record.
CUCAGUGUGUCGUCUGCACCCGGCGUGUGUCGGUCGUGUCGUGGCGUGCCGUAUACGGGAGUGUUUCAUGAGUGUAUUGCCAUCAUGGGUGUGAAGUUUGUGCUAUCGGUGCUUCUCCUCUCGGCAUCUGGACUUCUCGUCCUCUGCCAUGCCGAACUAGAUGAUCAGUAUAAAACGAACUUAUUCAUUGAGUGGGGAAAUGCUUUGUUAGACACAUUUGCAGGACCUGUGCCGAUGAUCCAGGACUGUUCACUCCGUCAGUUCAAGUGCAACAACACCAAGUGUGUGCAGCUCACGUGGAUGUGCGACGGUGAAGAUGACUGCGGCGACAACUCUGACGAAGACUCCUUAGAAUGCAAAGAGACCCGGACAUGUACAACUACGGAAUUCAAAUGCAACAACAACCGCUGUAUCCCACUACACUGGCAGUGCGACAACGAGAACGAUUGUCGAGACGGUAGCGACGAGGAUCCACAUAACUGCCAACAAAGGGUGUGUGGUCCAGAAGAGUUCACGUGUCGAGGCAUGGUGGGGGAGUGUGUCCCGCUUACCUGGAUGUGUGACGAUAACCCGGACUGUUCUGACGGAUCGGAUGAGAAAGCUUGCAAUGAGACGUGUCGGACGGACGAGUUCACGUGCGCCAAUGGCAAGUGCGUCCAGCAGCGUUGGGUCUGCGAUCACGACGAUGACUGUGGCGAUCGCAGUGACGAGCUCAACUGUCCUGUCAAGACAUGCUCUCCAGACUCGGAGUUUGCCUGUGCCAUAGGAAACAACUCCUACUGCAUCACCGCGCGAUGGCGCUGCGACGGUGACUCUGACUGCCCGGACGAUUCCGAUGAAAAGAACUGCCCAGACAACAAGCCCCACAGACCGUCCUCUGUCUGCAUGUCGCGCGAGUACGCUUGUCCCGACCGUCUCACCUGUAUCCACCAGUCUUGGGUGUGCGACGGCGACAAUGACUGCCCAGACGGUGCGGACGAGAAAUCUGACGUCUGCAAAGAUGUGGUGUGCCGCGCAGACCAAUUCCAGUGUCGCAACAAGGGAUGCAUCGCCGGCUACCUGCACUGCAAUGGCCUCAAGGACUGUUCGGACGGCAGCGACGAAGAAGAGUGUAAACCAGUAUUCAGGUGUGAUCCAAAGACCCAGUUCGACUGCGGCGGCAGGAACUGUAUUAGCCUGGACUUGGUGUGUAACGGGAAAGCCGAUUGUCCGGAGGGCGAGGAUGAGCCCAACGGUAAAUGUGAUGUCAACGAGUGUCUGGUGAACAAGGGCAACUGCUCGCACAUCUGUGUGGACACUCUGACCGGCUUCCACUGCGACUGCAGGCCCGGCUACAAGCUGAUGGACGAUGGCCAGACAUGCGACGAUAUCGAUGAAUGCGAGAAUCCCGGCGCAUGUUCCCAAAUAUGUCACAACGAGAAGGGCACAUUCAAGUGCGAAUGCGAGAAUGGAUACCUGCGAGACCCGCACGACCACACGCGGUGCAAGGCGACUGAGGGGCACGCCUCCUUGUUGUUCGCGCGCCGUCACGAUAUCCGCAAGAUAUCCCUAGACCAUCACGAGAUGACUGCGAUCGUCAACAACACAAAGUCCGCAACUGCGCUCGACUUCGUCUUUCGCACCGGCAUGAUCUUCUGGAGUGACGUUGUUGAACAGAAAAUCUUCAAAGCUCCCAUCGACGAAGGUAGUGACAGAACUGAGGUGAUCAGAGAUGAAAUGACGACUUCGGACGGCCUGGCUGUGGACUGGAUAUACAAUCACAUUUACUGGACAGACUCCGGCAAGAACACUAUCGAGUUGGCCAAUUUCGAGGGCAGCAUGAGGAAAGUGCUGAUCACUGACGGACUGGAGGAACCCAGAGCCAUAGCUGUAAAUCCUCUGGAGGGGUGGAUGUUCUGGAGUGACUGGGGCAAGGACGCUAAGAUAGAAAGAGCCGGUCUGGAUGGGUCACACAGGGAGCCUAUUGUUACUUAUGACAUCAAGUGGCCCAACGGGUUGACUUUGGACCUGGUACGGCGGAGGGUAUACUGGGCCGACGCUAAGCUGAAUCUCAUCUCUUCCUGCGACUACGAUGGUACGGCUAGACGACAGGUGCUGCGAUCUGCCGAGACUCUCCAUCACCCGUUUUCUAUAAGUGUGUUCGAGGACUUUAUCUACUGGACGGAUUGGGAUCAGCAAGCCAUAUUCCGGGCGAACAAGUUCAAUGGCAGCAGUGUCAUUCCAAUCACAGCUGUCCAUAUGCUGCAAAAUCCCAUGGUCCUCCACGUGUAUCAUCCUUAUAGACAGCCAGACGGUAUAAAUUACUGUGCUGCUGUCAAUGGACACUGUUCACACCUUUGUCUACCAGCCCCGCAGGUUAACCCUCGCUCGCCCAAGAUAUCAUGUGGCUGUCCAGACGGUUUAGUUCUUAUGGCAGAUGGACUCAUGUGCACGGAGGACUUGCCUCCUCAAACUAUGAAUUCUCCGCCUACGACACAGUUUACCAGUAUAGAUAGAUCACUAGCUCCUCGCUCGAGAGAGGAGGUGCUCGACGGUCUAUCGAAGGAUAUCCUACCACUUGAGGAGCCGGACGACGGAAUGGUGGCUGGCAUCGUAAUCGCGAUUGUCACUGUCGUGCUCAUUCUUAUCUCACUAAUCGCUCUGGCUGUAUAUCGGCACUACCUCCAUCGCAAUGUGACAAGCAUGAACUUCGACAACCCCGUCUACAGGAAGACCACAGAGGAUCAGUUCUCGCUGGAGAAGAACCAGUAUCAGCCCACUCGCAUUUAUCCCUCGACGGUGGGCGAAGAGGCUUUAAAUGACUUUUUGGCCCAGGAGCCUUUGACGAGUCCUGGAACCAAUGACUACGUAUAAUUGGGCUGAACAGUUCUCACCUCUCAUAGUCAGCCGAGUUCAGAGACAGUCUGGUGACAAAGUUACUAAAGGCUACCGGCCCACUUCUACAAAAAGCCAAUUCAACUUAAAUUGUGCCAAAGAUAAUUGACUCUUCUAAGUAUAUUUUUUUAAACAAGUUCCACAUCAACCCGCCAAUGUGUUUACGUAUUAUGAUAUUUUAAAUUCUAUACUGUGAAAGCGUUUUUUGUCCCGGACUUAUGUUAACUAAAGGGAUGAUCCAUUUUGUUUCUGUUUAGUGCAAAUUUUCGUUGUCUAAGCAAAAAGACAGCCGUCUUGGAAACGAACGAAAAUUCUCACAUCAGUGUGAUUGUGUAUAGAUGUAAAAAUUGUCUACCUAAGCAUAUUUUGUCUAUACAACCAUUAGAGGUAUUUAGUUACUUUUUCAUUGUAUAUUUAUUAUGAUGCACAAAGUGUAAGCGUUGUGGCAGUAGAACGAGUUUCACUUCCCUUUAACCUGGUUUUUCCCGAUGUAGGCCACCCAAUAUGACUGUUUUACAAUGGUUUUUAUGGCAUGGUCUAACAUUUACCUCAGAUAUUUUAUUUGUUCACUUACCUAAUGUUACCUAAUUUUUUAUCGCUAUGUAAAAUAAUACAACUUAGAGGUCAAACUGACACGUUUUUGUAUACCUAUAAUUUGUACGAAAAACCUAUGUAUAAUUUUCAACCAUCUAAAGUUUUAAAGGUUGAAGUUGUUAGAGUUUUUUCCAUAUAUCUCAGCUUGCUACAUUUUAUACAGUUUGAUAAAUGUCAUCAAGUUUGUCUCCCGCCUUCGCUCUACCGCCUGUAAAUUUUGUGCCAACCUCCUAAUAAAGUUUAAAGUUUAAGGAUAACUUAGUGUGGUUUGAAUUAGUUACUUAAAUUAUUAUUCCAUGCAUUGGUACGUUCCAUCUAGAGUAAUCAACUUUAGUGUUACCUGUGAUUUAACCUUUUAGGUUUAUGAUAGCUUAUAAGCAAUCAGAUUUUAUAUUUUGUCAAAGAAUUUGUGAUUAAGUAGUAUAAUAUUAUGAUUAGUUUGUAGAACUUUUUGAGAGUCUAAAAGCCUUAGUGUAAAGUUGUUAUGAUAACUAGACAGUUACUACGUUUACGUUAGGCCUAUGAUGUCUGUACAUUACUUACAGUUAAAAUAAACAAAUGUUAAGUUUGUUUCUUUCUAAUUAUUUAAAUGUGUUUGCAAUCUAUAUUUUAAUUCACGCGGAAGUUAUUGAUUUAUAAACUAUUUUACAUUACUUUUGCCAAUGUAAAUAUUUUAUUUUAUUUAUAUCAUAUAUUCAGUUGGUAGACCUUUCUGAAGGUAUAUAGAUACCUCUUGUUAUGAAAAACAGUAAUGUGUUUUAAGGCUCAAGAAAAAGUAAUAUAGAUUAAAAAUAUAUUGGCUGUUUUAUUUUGUCAAAAAGUAUUUGUAAACUGCAAGUUAUGUUUCAAAUCGUUGUAACAUUUCAAAAUUAAUUUAAUGUAAAUAAUAAAAGUGGCAGGGAAAUAUUACCUGAUAAUCUUACUUGUCAUUGUUUACUUAAUUUUGUUAAUAUAUAAAAUAAUUGAGAAGGAUAAAUUACACCCAAAGUUUUGUUUUCCAAGGCCGGUUUGCAUUGUAAUGCAAUAUGUGUAUGUAGUGCAUCUUGGACUGCUUCUGCCAAAGAAUAACUCACAUUAAAAUAGUAAAGUUUAUAGGUAGGUCUAUAGCUUCGAUUCUUUGAUCACACAAAGUUGAACAUAUAUUGCAAUCAACGCAUAGUUUAAUUUCUUAAAUAAAUAACAGGCAAAUAACGACGAGCCGUCCAGUAUGUAUAUAAGUUUUAUUGCUUUAUUUAAUUAUGGUAUUGUGUGUUGUAAUAAAACUCAAGGCCUAUAAUAAUUUAUUCACAAUUGGUAAAUUCUUUCUGACCUAUGGAAUUAUUUAUAUUAAUCAGUUUGCAACUGACCUUUACAUAAUUUUGGCACAUGAUUUACGGAUUUUUCUACCAAAUGAUGUUUUUGAAGUAUACUCACUUUCUUACUUUAUUAUUUAAAAUCGAAACAAAUAAAUGUACUGCUACCAUUGUGAACAUGAAUAUUUAUAUGUGCAUAUCAAAAUCACUAUGUAAACAGUCAAACUUUACUAGUCACUGUAGUUGAUUAAUUUUUUCUCUAAUAAAAAGCAUUAGUUUUGUAUUAUUUUGUGUUUUCAAUACUCUCAGCCAAUGUAAGUAUGGCGGGUCAGUAUAAUUACACUCGAUGGAGUUCAAUAUAGACUACUGAGGCAGAAAGUAUUAAAACACAGUUCUGUAUUGUUUUGUUUUAUUAAUACUCUCAGCCCCACGUAAGUAUGGCGGGUCAGGAUCAUUGCGGAUAAUUGCACUCGUUGCAGCUUAAUAUAAUUUAUCCUACUGAGGCUGAAAGUAUUAAAACACAGCUCUGUAUUGUUUUGUUUUAUUAAUACUCUCAGUCCCACGUAAGUAUGGCGGGACAGAAUAAUUGCACUCGUUGCAGUUCAAUAUAGACUACUGAGACAGAAAGUAUUAAAACACAAUUCUGUAUUGUUUUGUUUUAUUAAUACUCUCAGUCCCACGUAAGUAUGGCGGGUCAGGAUAAUUGCACUCGUUGCAGUUCAAUAUAGACUACUGAGACAGAAAGUAUUAAAACACAAUUCUGUAUUGUUUUGUUUUAUUAAUACUCUCAGUCCCACGUAAGUAUGGCGGGUCAGGAUAAUUGCACUCGUUGCAGUUCAAUAUAGACUACUGAGACAGAAAGUAUUAAAACACAGCUCUGUAUUGUUUUGUUUUAUUAAUACUCUCAGUCCCACGUAAGUAUGGCGGGUCAGAAUAAUUGCACUCGUUGCAGUUCAAUAUAGACUACUGAGACAGAAAGUAUUAAAACACAAUUCUGUAUUGUUUUGUUUUAUUAAUACUCUCAGUCCCACGUAAGUAUGGCGGGUCAGGAUAAUUGCACUCGUUGCAGUUUAAUAUAAUUUAUACUACUGAGGCUGAAAGUAUUAAAUCACAGUUUUUUUACAUUACCAUUGACGUGUAGCUAAUAACAGUUUCUUUAAUUCAAACAUGUUAUAAAUGCCAACUUAGUUUUUUCAGCCAUUACCAUACUCCAAAUAUUUAGAGAGUCAUUCUAAACAAUUUGUAGAAAGUGCUUUACACUUUUAUUAUUUUAGAAUGCUAUACUGUGGAGUAUGUUUCAGGAACAUUGUGGUUAAAAAAUUUCUGUAAAUAAAAUCGUAAUCCAAAAUUUAUUACGUGUUACUGUACUAUUAUUAUAUACGUAUUGUUUAGCUCAAAAUGAAUAUAUGUUGUCUCAGUUUGUGUGUAUUUGUAAUAAAUAUCUUUUAAAUUAAAA